Messenger RNA from Balaenoptera ricei (Rice's whale), 1325 nucleotides. RefSeq names its product gamma-glutamyl hydrolase (gene GGH). Gene Ontology annotation, molecular function: gamma-glutamyl-peptidase activity. Bases 105 to 1061 code for a protein of 318 amino acids. Gene Ontology annotation, biological process: tetrahydrofolylpolyglutamate metabolic process. The record is from RefSeq and is a predicted model, not a curated record. The transcript is spliced from 9 exons. Gene Ontology annotation, cellular component: vacuole. NCBI's taxonomy places the organism in Eukaryota, Metazoa, Chordata, Mammalia, Artiodactyla, Balaenopteridae.
CACCGCCCCCGCCCUAAGGCCCGGAUCGGCCAGGAGUCCGCGGUUGACUCACUUGGCCGCGCGCCGGCAGUGCCUUUGAAAGGCGGCGGGAGGCGGCGAGCGCGAUGGCGAGCUUGGGUCUUCUGCUGAGCGUGCUGAGCCUAGUCCUGUGCGGGACGGCGAGCCUUGGGCUGUCCGCUCCUCCCGCCCCCACCUCCAAGAAGCCCAUCAUCGGAAUAUUAAUGCAAAGGUGCCAUAGUGAGAACAUGAAAAUCCUGGGAAAAUACUAUAUUGCUGCAUCCUAUGUAAAGUAUCUGGAGUCCGCAGGUGCGAGAGUUGUACCCAUAAGGCUUGAUCUUAAAGAUGAAGAGUAUGAAAAGCUUUUCAAAUCUAUUAAUGGAAUCCUUUUCCCUGGAGGAGGUGUUAACCUCAUGAAGUCAGGUUACGCCCACGUGGCCAAAAUAUUUUACAAGUUGGCCAUACAGGGUUUUGGUAAUGGAGACUAUUUUCCCACGUGGGGGACCUGCCUUGGAUUUGAAGAGCUUACGUAUCUGGUCAGUGGGGAGAGCUUAUUAACCCUCACAGAUACUGUUGGAAUUAAAAUGCCCCUGAACUUCACUAGAGGUCCGUUGCAGAGCAGAAUGUUCCAGAAUUUUCCUGCUGACUUGUUGCUGUCGUUAGCAGUAGAACCUCUGACUGCAAAUUUCCACAAGUGGAGCCUCUCUGUGAAGAAUUUUACAAUGAAUGAAAAGUUAAAGGCGUUUUUCAAUAUAUUAACUACAAAUACAGAUGGCUAUACUGAGUUUAUUUCAACAAUGGAAGGAUACCAGUAUCCAGUAUAUGGUGUCCAGUGGCAUCCAGAGAAAGCUCCUUAUGAGUGGGGAAAAUUAAAAGGCAUUUCCCAUGCGCCUAAUGCUGUGAGGGCUGCAUUUUAUUUAGCAGAGUUCUUUGUGGCUGAAGCUAGGAAAAACAAUCACCAUUUUGAAUCCGAUGUUGAAGAGGGCAAAGCACUAAUUUAUCAGUACCGUCCAGUUUAUACUGGGAACAUUUCUUCGUUUCAGCAAAGUUAUAUAUUUGAUUGAAAGCCUUCAAUGUGUUAACAGAGAAAUUUUGAUUAACUCCAUGAUUAAACUGUUGUAAUAACUUGCUACUCAUGACGAUAAUAGAAGGCCACAGAGAUUCCUUUUCUAUGAUGUUACUGGCUCUGAUUCUUCAUUCAGUAUAUUUGACUAUUUAUAUCACAUUUGAUAAUCAGUCAGUGAGACAGAUACAUAAUCUGAGUGUUUUUCAUGGAAAAGCUUUCUUUUAUCUGAAGAUUAGAAAAAAAUAAAUUUAUUGAAAAUACA